AAAGCUUUUCCUCUUAGCUUUCCAUUUCUUUCCAAACAUCAAUGAAGGUAUUGCGAGCCCGCCAUCUCCCCUACGAUCUUCUUUUCCGAUGACUUGCUUUAAUCCCCGUCUCACAUUAUUUCCUCGCCGCUUUCUAUCUAUUCCUCGUUUUUUGGUACAACUUUUUGGAGAUCCAUUUUCUUCACGAUUUACUCGCUCUUUUCAGAGGCGAUCCAGUUACGUUAACUUACAACUCCUGCUCCGACCUCGGCCGAUCAUCGCCGCCAACUGUAAGAUACUCCAACAAAGGUACUUGGUCACUCCAUGGCUUUCUAGUCCUCAUCUUCAGACAGCCUUCUUGAGUUUUCACGGACGGCCUCCUCCUGUUACUUAUAGACGACGUUUAUUCCGUGCUUUUGAUGGUGUAACAAUUGCUUUGGACUGGCUAACUUAUUCGGAUUGUCAGAUUUUACUCAUCUUCCCAUGAUUUUGUUUAUUUUUA
Hibiscus syriacus is the source of this 481-nucleotide messenger RNA. RefSeq lists its product as uncharacterized. Lineage: Eukaryota; Viridiplantae; Streptophyta; Magnoliopsida; Malvales; Malvaceae. Gene Ontology annotation, molecular function: monoacylglycerol lipase activity; short-chain carboxylesterase activity. The record is from RefSeq and is a predicted model, not a curated record. The transcript is spliced from 3 exons. Bases 89 to 466 code for a protein of 125 amino acids.